Saprolegnia diclina VS20 is the source of this 1292-nucleotide messenger RNA. RefSeq lists its product as hypothetical. The record is from RefSeq and is a predicted model, not a curated record. The transcript is spliced from 5 exons. Lineage: Eukaryota; Oomycota; Saprolegniomycetes; Saprolegniales; Saprolegniaceae. Bases 1 to 1203 code for a protein of 400 amino acids.
AUGGACCAGCUCUACCGCGUCCGCCUCUGCACGUUCACGGACGAACUCGACGCAAAAAAGCAUGCGCUCAUUAAGUCGGAGGUGUGGCUGGCAGCCAUGGAGAUCAUGGACGACCUCGGCAUCCGCACGAAAAGCACGCGCGGCAAGAAUGACGCGAAGCGCGAGGCCGCGCCCCGGCAGAAGCUGCGCCGCCGGUCGUCGCGCGAGAGCCGAGUGUUUGAGUUCGAGGCGAACGCCAAGGCCGAGGACGGCGGCAAGGUCGAGCCGACGCCGCGCGUCCCCAUGAGCCCGAACGUGUUUGGGCUCAUGAGUCCGCCAUACGUGGACGCGUUACGGCUCGACGUUGAGGACGAGCAUGCGUCGCAGUCGACCAUGUUGCGCUCGAUCGCCGAGGUGGCACAGGAAGACAUGAGCUUUUCACAGGCAAGUCCGCGCCCACGGCGACGCACCGUCAAGACGCCAAAGGACCACAAGGUCUGUCUUCCGCCAAGCGACAACGACGACGACGACGACUCGAGCGAGGCGCCGCAUGGUGCGCGUGGUGUCGUGACCAAAGAGGCGCAGGUGCUGGCCGGUCGCGCCAAGUACAUUCCGAUGCGCCUCAGCGACGCGGAGCGCGUGCUCUUCAACCUCCUGGACGCGUCGCUCAACGUGUCCGAGUACACGGACAAGGUCGACAUCCUCUCGUACCCGUCGCCGGUGGAGCGCAUCCUGACAAAGCUCACGUGCCUCUUCAACGUCAUGUCGGGCAUGAUGGUAUAUCCUCUUCCUCGCUAUCUGGCCUGUCGCCUCAACUCGCGCAACGGCCUCGACCUCCUCCUCGACGCCGACGUUCCGAUUGCCACCCGGUCCAUCUCGGACACGAGCGCCCAGGCGGCUGUCCAGCGCCAGGAAAAGGCCGCGGCGAUUGCGUCGCUCUUAUGCGACCAAGGACUUGACGGCCGACGACAUUCGGCUUGCCUCGCGUCCAUCGACGACAACAACAGCUACAUCGCGCUCAACUGCGGCCCGAUCUCCAAGAUUCAAGCGUACCUCGAACGGUACUUUUUGUCGCCGUCGGGUGGUUUUGCCCUCGACAUUCGCGCCGGCCGCAACGGCGCGCGCCUCACGCACAAGCACAAGACGCAGUUUGCCUACGCGAUGCAGUCGCUCUCGCUCUGGAAGAACAUUACGCUCGAGAUUCGUUCUAGUCGUUGUUGUUAAAGUGAGUCGUCUAUCAAAAAUACGAGUUUCGCCGCCAUACCGCCAAGAUGCUGCAGCACUACGAAGGCGCCUCAAGUGCGCCACGCCGU